This is a messenger RNA of Triticum aestivum (bread wheat), 1483 nucleotides long. RefSeq names its product general transcription and DNA repair factor IIH subunit TFB4. Bases 211 to 1203 code for a protein of 330 amino acids. Gene Ontology annotation, biological process: regulation of DNA-templated transcription; nucleotide-excision repair. The record is from RefSeq and is a predicted model, not a curated record. Lineage: Eukaryota; Viridiplantae; Streptophyta; Magnoliopsida; Poales; Poaceae. Gene Ontology annotation, cellular component: transcription factor TFIIH holo complex; transcription factor TFIIH core complex. The transcript has 11 exons.
GCCUCUCCACAGGCCACAGCUCAUCUCCCAGCCGCAGCCCGCAGCCACGGCACCCCCUCCCCCUCCGCCGCCGGCGCCGCCCAGCUCCCCGUUCCCCGGCCGCGCCCACGAGCAAGCGCGGGCGCCGCUCCGCGAACCGGAGCCCCGUUAGAGCCAACCACCGGACGCCGCUGACCACCGAGCGCCCCAGCUCCGUCUCCGCCGGCGGCGAUGACCUCGGCGCACUCCAAGCUCUACUCCGAUGACGUCAGCCUCGUCGUGGUGGUCGUCGACACCAACCCCUUCUUCUGGGCCGGCGCCGCGCUCCCCUUCGCCGACUUCUUGUCCCACCUGAUCCACUUCGUGAACUCGCUCCUGCUGCUGAGCAACCUCAACCACGUGGUCAUCAUCGCCGCGGGUGUCAGCUCCUGCGCCUACGUCUUCGACUCGGGCAAUGCUGGUGCCUCCGGCGCGGCAGAUGUUGCUGAAACCUUAGGCAAGGCGAGCCGCAAGAUGGAGGAGUUCAUUAAGCAGGAUGCCCGUGAGACUGCCAGCAAUGGCACCGUUGCUGAUGGCGGUGCGGCGUCGCUGUUUUCUGGCGCGCUGUCCCUUGCUCUGUGCUAUAUACAGAGGAUUUUUCGGUCUGGCACUCGGCAUCCGCAACCCAGGAUUUUGUGCCUGCAGGGUUCUCCAGACGGACCUGAACAAUAUGUGGCAGUGAUGAAUUCAAUAUUUUCGGCACAGCGUUCAAUGGUUCCAAUCGAUACAUGUAUCGUGGGGACACAAGACUCUGCUUUCUUGCAGCAGGUGAUAUUCUUUGGUGCCCUCUUGUGUUUUACUGAUCAUAUCGUCAUUUCCAAGCUUUGCCCGCAUAACACUUUCUUUUCCUUGCUAAUUAGAUAUUGUUGCCUCAUUUCGCAGGCUUCAUAUAUAACAGGAGGAGUUUAUAUGAAGCCCCAAGAACUAAGUGGUCUAUUUCAGUACCUUGCUGCUGUAUUUGCAACGGACUUGCACUCGAGAACUUUUCUGCGCCUCCCUAAGACCCUGGGAGUGGAUUUCCGUGCCUCAUGUUUCUGCCACAAGAAGACUAUUGACAUGGGAUAUGUUUGUUCAGUUUGCUUGUCAAUAUUUUGCAAGUACCAUAAGAAAUGUUCAACCUGUGGGUCAGAAUUCAGCCGUGUCAGCAUGCCGGAUUUGAAUUCCUUGCCAGAUCAAAGGCAGUAGUAGUCUGUAAACAGGGAAAUGCCAGACUGCAUACUGUUUCUUCACAGGCUGAAUCGCUGCGAGGAGGGGAUCAUGUGUGUAUAUUCGAGGGGCUACCAAUGUAUUAAGUACUAGGGAAACUCAAGUGCAAUUUUGUGGACAUUAUCCCGAGUGAAGAAUGUGCAUUAGUUUUGGAGUACUAUUUCAUUCUUCUUUGGGAGCUUCACCCUGAACCUGUAGCCCUUGAAACCUUGCUAAGCUGAUGCAAAACAUUGUCGGGAAUUAGAUAACUUCUUAUACA